AUGUAUCAAAUUAAAUUGUGGCCUAGAACUGAAAAAUAUAUGUUUCUAUUAUUUCAGAUUGUAACUGAUUUCAAUCAAAGAUAUCCAGAAAAAAUCGACUCAAUUUACAGGAACUGGCAGAAUGUUUGUAGUUCCGUUCUCCAGGAGAUCAAAGAAAGAAAAAUAAAUGAUUUAUGCGUUGGUGAGACAAAUGAUAAAUCGGCGCAAACCAUCCUUCUACUACCUUAUUUAUUUAAUCCAGUAACAAUAAAAAAAUCUAGGAAAGGCAAUGCCUGGCGUCCCAGCAGAACUGAAGUUCAGGAGAGCUUCUUCUUCCAUUUAACGGAUUUAAAUGAGUUAGAGGCACGAUGUAUCAGAAGAAAGGAGAAGCUGGCGAGCCAUAGUCUUCCCUUACAACCCUUUGGAGUAAUUUUGGGCCAUUUGAAGGACCCCAAAUAUAUAAUCAUCAUCGAUGAAGUGCAGUAUACCGUCGAUAAUGGGUGCCAAGAAAAUUCCGUUUUUCACUGUGCUGAAACAAAUUGCAACAGAAGUUUCCCCCUUCUAAAAUCAUAUCGGAAACAUUUAUCUAAUCACACAGAUUCAGUAAACAAUAUUGGAACAAAUGUUAAAAACAUUAGUACAGAUACUAAAAUUCAACCAAGUCAUAAUUUAUUAGCUGUCGAAACUGCAGAAAAGCGUGAAAGCAUAACUAUUCAAGAAAAUUCAGAAAAAUCUGAGCCUAAUCAGCAGAAUAACUUUUUAACUUUUAAAGAUAAACUUUAUGAAAACAAUGUGAUUUUUAUUAGCAAGCUGUACGGCGAAGCUUCAUUUUCCAGAAAAGAUAUUCAGAAAAUUAUGAAUGUUAUUAAUAAUUUACUUUUUGAGCCAAUGAAUAUUUUUGAAAAAUCUUUAAAACAAAUAUUAGAAAAUCACAACCUUAAGGAUGAAAUAUUUCUUAUAAACAGGUUUUUUGGAGAAUUAAAUAACUUGUUUAAAGGUUUCGAAACUGAAUAUUUAAGAUUUAAAAUUCUAGAAGACUCUAAAUUAUUUAUUAAACCCAUAUCAUUUUCUGUUGGUGAAGGUGUAGAAACCAAAAACUCUAUUCUCAUAAAAAAAAAAUACACUGCCGAGUUUAUACCCCUCUCAGAUGUUUUAAAAUGCUUUUUCUCAAUGCCAGGUGUUUUGAAUGAGAUGAUUAAUUACAUUGAGCAUUUAAAACACCAAGAAUCAGUUAGUAAUAUAAUUCAAACCGACUUUUGGAAAAGCAAAGUAUCAGAUUUCAAAGACAAUGCUUUAGUUUUCCCAUUGUUUAUUUAUUAUGACGAUUUCGAAAGUGGAAACCCCCUUGGGUCUCAUUCUGGAAUUCAUAAAUUGGGGGCAAUUUAUUGUUCGGUAGCAUGCUUACCUCCUAAGUAUCGUUCCCAAUUGGAAAAUAUUUUUUUACUGACCCUAUUCCACACUUCAGACCUGAAAGAAUUUGGUCCUUCAGUUAUUUUUUCCCCAAUGAUAAAUGAAUUGAAUUUCCUUCGAACUGAGGGUAUAACUGUUGAACUUCCAAGAGGAAAAUCUCACAUAUAUUUUAACACAAUUUUAUUCUUAGGCGACAAUCUAGCACUUGAUACCAUAUUGGGAUUUCAAGAAAGUUUCUCUGCAAAUUCCUUCUGCAGGUUUUGCAAAAGUUUAAGAAAAGAAACUCAAAGUGCCACAUUUGAAAAUGAAAAGAAAAUGCGCAACCGCCAAAAAAAAGACUUGGUAACAAAUUAUCCUUAUCUGACAGGAGUAAAAAUCGAUUCCGUAUUGAAUAAAAUAAAAUCCUUUCAUGUAACUGAUAACUUUUCAGUUGAUAUUGCCCACUUUUCAGUUGAUAUUGCCCACGACAUCUUAGAAGGGGUUGCUGGAGUAGUAAUGGCAAGGUUGUUAAAUCAGUUUAUUUUUGUUGAAAAGUAUAUGGACAUAGAAAUGUUAAAUAAUAGAAUAAAAUAUUUUAAUUAUGGCCCCAAUCACAACAAACCUCCGCUUAUUUCAAUUGAGUAUUUGAAGAAAAAUACUUUAAAAAUGUCAGCUUCUGAAAUGAAAACUUUUGUUUCAAAUGCAGGGCUUAUUUUUGCUGAACUAAUUCCAACAGAAAAUAGGCAUUAG
This is a messenger RNA of Ceutorhynchus assimilis (cabbage seed weevil), 2118 nucleotides long. The record is from the annotation of a GenBank genome assembly. Lineage: Eukaryota; Metazoa; Arthropoda; Insecta; Coleoptera; Curculionidae.